ACGAUUAUUUAUACCGUUUGGACAAGCUGAAGUGGUGGCUAAGUGAUUUUGGAGCGUGCAAAGUUUUAGGUGCCUUUCUUAUCACAAAUUCUUUUGCGAAAAACUCGCUUAUAAAAGCAAUUGGCGAAAGUGAAGAAGGCAUCAGUUAAAGUGUUGAGCAAACAUCCGAAGAAAGGUUGUUUGCAUUUUAACGAUUUUUGACGAUUUCGACGAUUUCGACGAUUUCAAAAUCAUUUUAAAGUUACGGAGGAUUCAGUACGAUCUUGUUCUAUACUCUUAUCACAUAGAACAUAACAAUGACCGAAAUAAUUAAGAUUGCAAGCAUCGCUUUCUUGGCCUUUUGUUGCCUAGUUCAAGCGAAGUAUGUGCCCGGUGUUUCCUACAUAGAGAAUGUAGAACUCGCCUACGACAAUGUGACGGACAUUUGGCGUUGCGACCAACUCGUUUGUCCCACCGGCACACACGGCUGUAAAAUCAUAAAGCGCAACAAUCCCAACAAAGCAGACGAAUUGAUUUGUAACAAUAUUUGUGUUGACAAGCUGGGCGCGAAUUUGCUGAAGUUCACACAUACCGAGUCCAUGGUGCAAGCGCAGACGACUGAUAUUUAUGUAAACUCUUAUGUGGGCGGCGAUAUAUCGCAGUGGAGCGCGGGUUACAGUCUGUCGUGGCAAGGCGUAAAUGCCACUAUCGCACCCCAAGAUUGGCCCAGUGUACAGGAAAGUAUGAGAUCUCUUAUAAAGAUGUUUGACGACUCAUAUGGCUCUUCGCAGAGAGUAAUUAGCACAUUUAAGGGCGCUCAUUAAGAAACUUAUUUUCAAUUUACUUUUCCUUUAUGAAAAUAAAUAUAUAAAGCUUAAAGGAAUAGUGUACAAAGCCUACAUUUUUAA
Messenger RNA from Bactrocera tryoni, 887 nucleotides. RefSeq lists its product as uncharacterized. Bases 297 to 803 code for a protein of 168 amino acids. NCBI's taxonomy places the organism in Eukaryota, Metazoa, Arthropoda, Insecta, Diptera, Tephritidae. The transcript is spliced from 2 exons. The record is from RefSeq and is a predicted model, not a curated record.